This is a messenger RNA of Octodon degus (degu), 1985 nucleotides long. RefSeq names its product XK related 5 (gene Xkr5). Gene Ontology annotation, cellular component: plasma membrane. The transcript is spliced from 7 exons. Bases 1 to 1935 code for a protein of 644 amino acids. The record is from RefSeq and is a predicted model, not a curated record. Gene Ontology annotation, biological process: apoptotic process involved in development; phosphatidylserine exposure on apoptotic cell surface; engulfment of apoptotic cell. NCBI's taxonomy places the organism in Eukaryota, Metazoa, Chordata, Mammalia, Rodentia, Octodontidae.
AUGCACGCCGGGCUCCUGGGGCUGUCCGCCCUGCUGCAGGCGGCUGAGCAGAGUGCGCGCCUCUGCACUGCAGCUUACUUCUUUGCCACAGGAGAGACUCUCUGGGCGUGGCUGGCCCUCUCUGUCCUCCUGCCUGGCCUCUUGGUCCAGGGCCUGAGCUACCUAUGGUUCCGAGCAGACGGGCACCACAGCCGGCCCUGGCUGGUGCUGCUGCACCUCCUGCAGCUCGGCGUCUGGAAGCGGCACUGGGACGCCGUGGCCAUCCUUCGGAAGGGACGGCAGGCGCCUCACUCAGACCACCUGCAGCUGCAGGAGGCCGACCUGGCAGCGCUCCGGCUCCUGGAGGCCCUGCUACAGAGCAGCCCCCACCUGCUGCUGCAGACCUACGUCUCUCUGGCCUCGGGCUUCACAGACGCUGUGGCUGGGGUCAGUGCCCUGCUGUCCUGGUCCUCGCUGUCUUGGGCCCUCGUGUCCUACACCCACGUCCUAGACGGCAUGAAGCCGGGCCGCCGGGCUGGGCCGUGGGCAGCACUCUUCUGCCAGCAGCUCUGGCGGAUGGGCAUGACGGCGACCCGCGUCCUGAGCCUGGUUUUGUUCUGCAGAGCCUACCGAGUGUGGGUUUUGGUGGUCGGAGACGUCAUCGACAGCACCUGCCACUGGAGGCUAUUCAACCUGCUGGUGGGGGCUGUGUACAUCCUCUGCUACCUCAACUUCUGGGACAGCCCUUCCAGAAGCAGGGUGGCCAGCUUCUACCUGGUCAUGCUGCUGGAAAAUGUCAUCCUCUUGCUGUUGGCCACGAACUUUGUCCAGGGGCCAUUGUGGACCCAGCUGUGCACCGUGGCAGGGGUGCUGUCCGGAUUUGUGAUCGGCAGCAUCUCUCUGGUCGUGUAUUACAGCCUGCUACACCCACAGUCCCCGGACAUCCGGCAGGGCUUUAUGGCCAAGUGCUGCGGCCCGGCAGAGAGUCAGUCUCCAGCCUCACAGAGGCCCGAGAGCCCAGGCUCAUGCCUCGCAGAGAGCUCCGAGCUGCCCAGUCUGGAGAAGCCCUGGAGCCCCGAGCAGAGCUCCUCAGAGCCACAGGGUGGGGGCCAGAGUCCGGGGGAUGUCUCUUUCCACAGUCACCACCACUGGCUACUGGUAAAACUCGCCCUGAAAACUGGAAAUGUGUCUAAGAUCCACGCUGCCUUUAGAGACAGUGGCCCUUGCUGCUCUCCUCCCAUGUGGCGGUCAAGCCAGCUCUGUGAGGCACUGCAGGAACCCCCGUCUGCCCCCCAAAACCCUGCAGCCUGGGAGGAAGGCCCCAAGGUGCGAGGUGCCCCCAGAGCAGAGGUGGACUCCCUGGAAGCCUCAAGCUAUGUCUCUUUCACCAGUGACCACCAGGAUGGUGCACCUGCUCAGGGGUCACCAGGGUCACAGAGCGAGGGUGGUGCAGGGAAGGGGGCCAAGGUGGGGCCUGGCACCCAGUGGCAUGAUGCAGGGGGGCAGCCAGGAGGGCAGGAGGGCCAGCAGAGCAUGACACUGUACUUCAGCGCCACCACCCAAGAGGCCGCAUCCUUACCUCAGCAAGACUGCCUUACAAGUCCCGGGGUAUCCCACUCCAGAAGGGGGAACCCUGCCCAGCGGGCCUCCCCUCGGCUCAUUGCUGAGCCCUCUCCCUGCACUAUGGCAGACAUCAGUCCCAUCCUCGGUAGUGGGCCAGGCAGAUGCUUCUGCCCCAGUGUGGGCCUCCCCGGGGCAGCCCCUGGGGAGGAGUGGCAGGAGCCCACGGAGGACCCAAGCUGCCCCACCCCUGUGAACAUGGGGGUGUCCCUGCAGAGGCGCAGCCCAAGAUCCAUGGACCAGCCCUGCCUGACCUCCACCCCGAAAUCAGAGCUGAUCCCGCAGGACUGCAGCCAUGGGGGCAGGCUGCAGCAGGAGGCCAGCUUCUUUGUGUGACCACAGCUAUAGCAAGGGAGGACAGACAGCCCCUCCAGACACAGCGUCAC